CGGCCGCGUUGCCCGGGGGGGCGGUCCCGGCGCAGCGCGCGGUGCGCGGCCCUUUCCGUUCCCCCGCACGGCCAUGGCGGCGCCCGGCGCGCUGCUCGCCUGGUGCGUCCAGCACCUGCGCGGGGACUUCGGGCUGGACGUGGGCGAGGACGUGGUGAGGUACAUCUUGUCAAUAACAAAUGAGGAUGAGAUCCGGGAGUACGUCAUUGACCUCAUUCAGGGGACCGAUGGGAAGAAGAGUCAGUUUGUAGAAGAACUUCUGGCCAGGUGGCGGAAAUCGUCCCAGCUGCUGUCCGAGCCUGUGCCCGCGUUCCGGAAAAAGGAUGAGCCUUCAGAAGUGCCUCGGGCUGGAGACCAAGCGAAAAAGGGUAAACGCAAAGGAAGGAACAAGCAGGAGACGCCUGCGUAUGCUGAGCCAAGCGCACAUGUGGAGGAAGUGAAAACCCCCCUGGACCUGGCCAAGGCACAGGAGAGCAGCAGCGUGGGCAGCAGCAAUUCCUCCAAGAAGAAGCCCAAAUUUGUCAGCCUGUACACCAAGGAGGGGCAGGACAAGCUGGCCGUGCUGAUCCCCGGGCGUCACGCCUGCGAGUGCCUGGGCCAGAAGCACAAGCUCGUCAACAACUGCCUGGUUUGCGGGCGCAUCGUGUGCGAGCAGGAGGGCUCUGGGCCCUGCUUGUUCUGUGGUUCUCUGGUGUGCACUAAAGAAGAGCAGGACAUUCUCCAACGGGACUCGAACAAGAGCCAGAAGUUGCUGAAGAAGCUCAUGGCGGGCGCUGAGAGUUCCGGGAAUUUGGACGCUGUAAGCAAAGACUUGCUGCCUCGCCAAGAAGCGCGGCUUAAAGCGGGCCUGGAGAUGGCCGUGAAACACAAAGACAAGUUGUUGGAAUUUGACAGGACGAGUGUGCGUCGAACCCAGGUCAUUGAUGAUGAAUCUGAUUACUUUGCCACGGACUCCAACCAGUGGCUGUCGAAGCAGGAGCGGGAGGCUCUGCAGAGGAGGGAGCGGGAGCUGCGGGAGCUGCGGCACGCCUCCCGCCUCGCCAGGAAAAUCACCAUCGACUUCGCCGGCCGGCAGGUCCUGGAGGAGGACACCAGCAUGGCCGAGUACCACAGCAAGCUGGAUGAAACCAUUGAAGCCAUUAACUGUGGCACACUGAGCAAGGCAGCGGGAAGCCCAGAAGCAAAGACGACACCGAAUUCUGGUGUUUUGGUGAAUCCCCGUCUUCUUCAGCCUGCUCCUUUGUGGGUGGACCAAACGGGUGUGCUGCCACCCAGGAAAAGCCUCCCGUCGCUGGACAGUGGGGACCAGCCCGACCCGGAGCGGAGCAGGUUGCGGAUCCAGGACCGAGAGCUGCAGGAGAUCUCGGACGACGGCUGGUGCCUCAGCCUGCACCAGCCUUGGGCGUCCUUGCUCGUCAGGGGAAUCAAAAGGGUGGAGGGCAGGACCUGGUACACGUCUCACAGAGGGCGGUUAUGGAUCGCAGCCACCGCUAAAAGACCUUCCCCUCAGGACAUCUCUGAACUGCAGGCCACCUACCGAAUGCUGCUCCGCAAAGAUGUGGAAUUCCCGAGCGAUUAUCCCUCAGGAUGCCUCCUGGGCUGCGUGGACGUGACCGACUGUUUGUCGCAAGAGCAGUUUAACGAGCAGGCUUUGGUAAAAUGGCUGCGACAGAUCAGGAAGUUGAGCUGUAGAUAACAAGCUUUAAAUCUUCCCAUGGAGGAGCCCCCCAGUGAGCGGUGUUGUCUGUAAAUUCCUCCCGCUUUGCUCGGCCGCAGAGGCGCUGGGGGAAGAGCAGAAUAUCCCAGGAGCGCCAUGACCAGACGUGCCAGCAAGAGAUGUUCCUCUCUUCUCAACGCUGCGAUGCCACGGCACUUCAUGUUUCGCUGCCCUUUUGCUGCUCCCGUAUUGCAAACUCUUUAGAAUUCCUAAUAUGUUGCCUUUUUACAAUGGUUUUGUCCAUUUUUUCCCCAGGACUGCUUUACGCAGUGUUCAUUUCCCUAGCUGCUAAGAUUGAAUUCAGAGGUCUGAGCAUCCUUCUGAAGCUGCUUUAUGAGGAAACGUGUGUUUUUGCGGAUUGUGAUGAGCAGUGAGUGCAUCUGAAGGAAGCUGAGCCUAAUUUAAUUGCGAGUGCUAGCAAGGUGAGGAAAACGUGCAGCGCCAGUGCAGAAACUCGGGUUGGAUGUGGCUGGGAGUAGGAAAUCCCUGUUGCUCAGGCUGGUGAUUCAGCCCAGGUUCAUCAGCAGCGUAAUCUGCUCGUUUCUUGCUGUACGAAGAUUCCCCCUCGCUUCUGGGGGACAGGGAAAGGAAGAUGAGUUUUCACCACUUACGGCGUUGCAAAGAAUGUGGUAUAUUUCAAAAUACCCACAGGAUAUUAGCGGGUAAUUAAUGCGAUGCAGCAGGAGAGGCUUUCGGAGGUGAAGCCACCGCCGAGGUCUCUUUGGGCGCUGCGCUUUGUCUCACACCUUCCUCCUCUCAGCUCCCACUUGGAAGCGUCUGCGUUUUCCGGAAUAAGUCAUUUCACAAGCCCCGUUUGCGGGUUAAACCCACCACCCCAAGGUGGAAUAGUUCCCUGACGUGCUCUUUGGCUUUUGAUGGUGGUUCUGCUGUUUCCAGCAGCCACAGAGUUUGUGUUGACUCUUGUGACCGAGGGAGAUUCUUCCUGGUCUGUCCCUCCUGUGGCUUUUCUAUUAUUUCGUGGUCCUUUUGAUGCUGUCACCCUCUCCCUGUUCAGUACAGCCUGCAGAUUUAAUUUCCUUGCUGGUCGCAUCCUCUCUCAAGUUGCUAAUGAAGAUGUUAGUGGCACCCUGCUGGUAUUUUUCUAUCGUUAUCCUCAUUUAAUAUAUAUAUAUAUUUUAAACUUGUGCUCAAAAAACCCCAAAUCAGGCAGCGAUGCCCCAUUUCACUGCACCAGCAGACUCAGAUCCUGCCCCACGAGCUUCUCUUAUUGUCAGGGACCAGUUAUUUAGCUGCAUUGUUGGUAAGUCUGGCCAAUUGUGGUCCAUUUGGAGGGGUCAGUCUCGCAGCUCUGCCCCAUGUAGAGCAUUCAAAUACCCAUUGAAGUGGUUUGUGGGUCGUCAGGAGAAGCGAUGACAACAGGACCUGUGGUCGCGGAGGAGAAGCCGAGAAGGGACGUCCUUGCGGUUAGAAUCAGCGGCACGUCAGAUGACAUCGCCCUAAUCUCGGCUGUGCCGCUGAUUGCAUGAAUGGCUUUAAUCCGUUCCCCUGGGUCUCUUUCCCACGUGGAAAAUAAAGCGGCGCUUCCCUGGCAGAGCUUCUUUGCGCCUCGUUGUAGCGCUCCGAGCUGCGAGCUUCGGAUCGAAGCCACUCUGGGAGCAGGAGUUACUAUCAGGUAGGAAAGUCCAGCCUGGGUAUCGAGUGUCACCUGGUUUGAUCGCAGCAAAAGCUGUUUCCGAAUUCAGCGCGUGGUUGUGGUACCCGGAGCUCCCUCCGCGUCGCUCUCCAUCUCAAUAUUUCCAGCGGAGCUUUGCACAUCUCGCACCUCGUUCUGGGCUCAUUUCCUUCUCUCCGUGGCAGCCACCCAAAAAACCCUGCUCACGCCACAACGAUCCCUUUGUUACCGCGCUAAAGGUGACCUGCAAAUUGGUGGGGUUUGAUUUUUCUGCCCUCCCCGUUGAGAUGUGAGCGUUGACGGCGGCUUUUCCUCGCCCCGGGCUGACGUCACCGGCACCUCGAGCAGAACGCGGAGCCGCUUUUGCUUCUCGUUCCCCGCGCGAGGUGUCGGUGACUUCAGCCACACUCGCUGGGGCUGGCGAGGGGCUCAAGCAAACGGGAACUAUUCCCAUUUACGCUGCUUUAACGUGCUCCGAAUCCCGCGUUUGUUUUGCUAACGACUUUGAUCCGAGAGACUAUUACUUCACCUGGAAAAAAGGAACAUUUCCGCCGCCGCUAUUUUAGUCGUUGAUAGGUGUGUUUGGACUUAUUUUGAAUGCAAGCGUGCACACACGCCGGUAUCGAGAUGGAGCUAUUAUCUCGGCUUGAAAUAUUGGGUAAUU
This is a messenger RNA of Columba livia (rock pigeon), 4014 nucleotides long. It is a transcript of the gene TRIP4, whose product is annotated as thyroid hormone receptor interactor 4. The coding region runs from base 74 to 1696 and encodes 540 amino acids. The record is from RefSeq and is a predicted model, not a curated record. Gene Ontology annotation, molecular function: transcription coactivator activity; zinc ion binding. The transcript is spliced from 12 exons. NCBI's taxonomy places the organism in Eukaryota, Metazoa, Chordata, Aves, Columbiformes, Columbidae. Gene Ontology annotation, biological process: positive regulation of DNA-templated transcription. Gene Ontology annotation, cellular component: nucleus.